UCGCCCAUUUUGAUCACGUGGUCUCAAGACGGUGAUGACGAUAGGCGCGAUUCGGUCUGGCCAGCUAGCUGUAUGAUCCCAUCAUACAUCACCUGUUGUUUCGCUCGCGGAGAGCCUGAUUGUCCAUCAAGAUGGCAGGAGACAAGUCUCAGCUGCUCGAAAUGGGGUUCGAAGAGGCUCGUGUGAAUUGGGCUCUUCGAGCGACGAAGAACGCAGGGUUACAGCCUGCGAUGGAUCAUAUCCUCGCCAAUAUGGACAAUGACGUUCCGGAAGCCGGGGGCCCAGAGGGGGAGGAAGAUGGUCUAUCUGGGUCCGGCGAGGACUUGGUCGCGAGGUCAAUCAAAUGCAGUGAUUGCGGCAAGAUCUUUCGAUCACAAAACUCUGCAAGUCUACACGCAGAGAAAUCAGGUCACGAGAACUUUGAAGAGUCCACCGAGGAGGUAUGUGUUCUACAUAGUAGCGCCCACGACGGAAGUCUCUCUGCUGAUUAUGCUGCCUUUCCCGACGCUGUACAGAUCAAACCACUCACGGACGAAGAGAAGAAGGCAAAGAUUGAAGAAUUGCGUGCUAAAUUGGCUGAGAAACGCGCGACUCAAUCGAAAGAAGAUGCAAAAGAGGCCAAAGCAAAUGAGAAAAUCAGACGCAAGGCUGGACAGGACUUUGGCAAGAUCAAGGAAGAUCUCGAAGUCAAGGAGAUUGCCAAGGACGUAGAAAGGCGCAAAGCGGAAAAACUAGCAGACCAGAAGGCAAGAGCGGCGAUCAAAGCUCAAAUAGAGGCGGACAAGAAGGAACGAGCAGAAAAGGCAGCCAGGGAGAAAGCUGCACGCGCUGGUCAAAGCAGUACAGACAGCCCAGCUGUACAACAGCCAUUGGCAAAACCUAGUGCGGCGGUCAAGAGCUCAGAUAACCCAGACACGAGGCUACAAAUUCGCCUCAGUGUCGGAGGACAACCGUUGACAAAGACGUUCCCAAGCGAUAAUACUCUCAUCGAUGUGGCUGAAUUUGUUGCCUCUGAGAACCUGGCCUACGACGUAUCGACCGUGACGUUUGCAUCGACAUUCCCACGGAAAACGUAUUCACGGGACGAGAUGAGCAAGACGUUGAAGGAGAAUGGUCUGACACCGUCUGCCGUGUUGAUGGCAAGUUAGUUAGUGUCGACCCAAGCGACCAAGGAAUUUCAGGCGCAAUUCACACCACAUUGUAUGCAUAUCAGUCGAGUCA
Molecule: messenger RNA, 1221 nt
Organism: Kockovaella imperatae
Lineage: Eukaryota; Fungi; Basidiomycota; Tremellomycetes; Tremellales; Cuniculitremaceae
Product: ubiquitin-related domain-containing protein
Exons: 11
Coding region: 132-1148 (338 amino acids)
Molecular function (GO): protein binding
Source: RefSeq, a predicted model, not a curated record